AUGCAGCAGACAGGACUCACUCUCGCUCUCGUGGCCUUGGCUGUCUGUGUGGCCCUUCCCUCCUCAGAAGCUAUACUUCCCAUUGCCUCUAGCUGUUGCACUGAGGUUUCACAUCAUAUCUCCAGAAGGCUUCUGGAGAGAGUGAAUAUAUGUCGCAUCCAGAGAGCUGAUGGGGAUUGUGACUUGGCUGCUGUCAUCCUUCACGUCAGGCGCAGAAGACUCUGUGUCAGCCCGCACAGUCAUGUUAUUAAGCAGUGGAUGAAAGAACAAGCGGCCAAGAAAAACACCAAAGGCAACAUUUGCCACAAGAAACAGGCUGGCAAGAGGAAAAGUAAAGGGGCACAUCAGGAGAAACCAGAAAUCCACAGCCAUAAAAGUCCUUAUUAA
Molecule: messenger RNA, 387 nt
Organism: Canis lupus familiaris (dog)
Lineage: Eukaryota; Metazoa; Chordata; Mammalia; Carnivora; Canidae
Gene: CCL28
Product: C-C motif chemokine ligand 28
Exons: 3
Coding region: 1-387 (128 amino acids)
Biological process (GO): immune response; positive regulation of cell-matrix adhesion; cell chemotaxis
Cellular component (GO): extracellular region
Molecular function (GO): chemokine activity
Source: RefSeq, marked provisional